Aspergillus luchuensis is the source of this 831-nucleotide messenger RNA. RefSeq lists its product as uncharacterized. The record is from RefSeq and is a predicted model, not a curated record. The transcript has a single exon. Lineage: Eukaryota; Fungi; Ascomycota; Eurotiomycetes; Eurotiales; Aspergillaceae. Bases 1 to 831 code for a protein of 276 amino acids.
AUGAUGCUCCUAGUCAACAGCAAGACUAAGGAGCAGGUGGAAACCAUGCUGGAUUACCCCGUCCUCAAAACCCAUGCGCACGAGACUCUCAAUUUGAUGCGCCAGAUGAGACUUUCUCCACACUACACCAUUGGACAGAUCUUUAAGGAAUUCUGUCAGCCUAAGUGCAGAACGUGCCCAAAUUUUGGGCCGUUCCUCUACAUUCCAACUAUGCAAAGAUGUUGCUAUGAAUGCAACUUAUACAAUAAGUCGUACGGACUGGGAUCUGUCAAGAAAAUCUGCUACUACUUCGGAAUUGAGAAAGGGGACCUGAACGACAUCCAACUUGUCCACAAUAUUUGGCUUCAUGACCCCCACGACUGCAUGGCAAACAUCUCGCAGUGCAAGAACCUUGUAUCCAAGCUUUAUGGGCCGGAGGAGGCAGAGAUACUAGACACAACUGUCCAUAUAAUCGAAGGAGAAGGUGUCUAUUUAUCUGAAGUUGAACCGACGCCAUACCAACGGCACGGGAUUCCUGGGGGCGGAUGUUUCUGGAGCGAGAGGAAAAGGAAUCGCAUGAAGUUCAUGGCCACGGUGCCGUUCCCCUACUGGGACAAGCGGGCACAGGCUACAGAUGCAGGAGUCUACUGUACCGCUUGCGCUUACUUCUGGAGAGAGACGGUACUAUCCGAUGGGCGUGGGCCUUGGGGCUGCGAAGAACCUUGCCCAUUAGGCUGGGAAUCUUCCUUUCGAGCCUAUCGAGAGGCCGAUUUACCUCAGCAUGUUGAGACGUGUCUAAGCGUCCACGCAGUGGAGAUGAACCCUGAGCUGCGUCCUCAUGAUGGUAACUAG